AUGAGUGCUUCGGGUAGUAACAGUGCUAAUGCUAGUGCUAGUGCUAGUGCUACUCUAUCAACAAAGAGAGAUGGUGCUUGGCAAUGGACUACACCUAUUCCUGGCCAUUUAACAUAUUUUCUAUGCAGUUUCUGUAAUCAAAGAUGUACCGGUGGCAUUUCUAGAUUCAAGCAGCAUCUUGUUGGUUCACGUAAAGGAAUUAGAGCUUGUCCGAAAGUUCCACCUAAUGUGAAGAGUUGGUGCAUUGAAGCACUUAAAACAAAUGAAGUAGGGAAGUUUGCUAAGAUUGCACUACGUAGGGAGAUAGGGGGUUUGCCACUACAAGAAGAUGAUGAUGCAGAAGUUCAUAAUACAGUUGUAAGUGAAAGUGGUAGUGUGCAACCAAGGACAAGAGGGCCAUUAGACAAGUAUGUUCCCACCACCGCGCGGCAAACUACUUUGAAUUCUUCAUUCAAGAAAGAAGAAAGGAAAAAUGUGUGUAGGGCUAUUGGACGCUUCUUUUACACUAGUGGCUUGGCAUUCAAUGUAGCAAAUAAUCCCUAUUAUUUUGCCGCAUGUGAGCAAAUUGCAAAUUUUGGCCCCGGGUUUAAACCUCCAUCUAGUCAUGAAUUGAGGACUUGGAUUUUGAAAGAAGAAGUUGUGGAUGUCCAAAAAUUGAUGGUAGCGCACAAGAAAGAUUGGAACCAAUACGGAUGCACCAUUAUGUCUGAUGGUUGGACGGAUGGUAAGAGUAGGGUAAUAUUAAAUUUUUUAGUCAAUAGCCCUAAGGGUACAUGGUUUUUGAAAUCCGUUGAUGCAUCAGAUACAAUUAAGAAUGGGGAAUUGAUGCUUAAAUAUCUAGAUGAUGUUGUGGAGGAGAUAGGAGAGGAGAAUGUGAUUCAAAUUGUUACCGACAAUGCUUCUAACUAUAAGUGGGCGGGAAAAGAACUUAUGAAGUAUAGAAAGAAAAUGUGGUGGACUCCAUGUGCGGCUCAUUGCAUUGAUUUGAUGUUGGAGGACAUAAGCAAGUUGAAAGUUUUUGCGACUACAAUUCAAAGAGCCAAGCAAAUUGUGAAGUUCAUUUAUGGGCACACACAAGUUCUUUCCAUUAUGAGAAAAUUCACCGGCGACAAAGAGAUCAUUCGUCCGGCGGUUACAAGGUUUGCCACAUCGUUUCUAUCUCUUCAAAGUUUAUACAAGCAAAAGAAUGCUCUUAUCACUAUGUUUACAUCUAAAGAAUGGCAUGAAUGUGGAUGUGUAAGGCAUAAAGACUCUUAUGAUGUGAGGAAGUGGAUACUCCAUGAUGUUAGCUUUUGGAACCAUGUUGCUUAUUGCAUAAAGAGUGUUCUACCUCUUGUUUCUGUGUUGAGAGAAGUUGAUUCAGAAGUAAGACCCGCCAUGGGAUUUAUUUAUGAAUUGAUGGAUGCCGCAAAAGACAAGAUAGCAAGUAAUCUAGGAAAUGUGCUCGCCAAAUAUGCAGCAAUUUGGAAAAGAAUAGAUAAUAGAUGGAGUCCACAACUUCAUCAACCAUUGCAUGCGGCGGGGUAUUACUUGAACCCUCAAUUUCGUUAUGAAGAUAAUUUUAAAAACACCGAGCAUGUGAAGAAAGGGUUGGAAGAAUGCAUGGCAAGAAUGCUAAGUGUAGAAGAUCUCCUAGUUGAUGAGGAUGCUGAUUUUGAAGCAUGA
Messenger RNA from Argentina anserina (silverweed cinquefoil), 1665 nucleotides. RefSeq lists its product as uncharacterized. The record is from RefSeq and is a predicted model, not a curated record. The transcript has a single exon. The coding region runs from base 1 to 1665 and encodes 554 amino acids. Lineage: Eukaryota; Viridiplantae; Streptophyta; Magnoliopsida; Rosales; Rosaceae.